AUGGUAGCUUGGCAGAGAGCCCGGAUACAGAUCAAGCCAGGCAGAACAAACAACGUGGAAGCCUUCAAAAACAUGCAGAAAAACUCAGAAGCACUGAAAAAUGUGAACUCUCAUAUCUUGAUUGGAGGUCCUCCUAUGGAAAAAAAACUCCUGACCAUUGGGAUUUCCUCGGCACAGCAUCACCAAAGAAGCUACCUCUUGAAUACCUUAAAGUCCAUCUUCUUUGCAUCUUCUCAGUCUGAGCAGAAGCACAUUGUUGUUCUGGUACAUCUGGCAGAUCCUGACCCCAAGUGGCUUAAUCAAGUGAUCUCCAACAUCUCAGUCUUCUUUAAACCAUAUAUUCAGACUAGACAGCUAGCAGUGAUCAAUACUCCUCUUCAAAGCUAUCAUCCUUUAAAGAGACAUAAGAAAAAGUCUAGUGGCACCCUCAAUUAUGUAGCUUUUCAUUCCAUACAGAAUAUUGGUUAUGCCUUUCUCAUGAACUUUGCUACUAACUAUUCUGACUAUUUUCUGAUGAUUGAAGAUGAUGUAAAAUGUGCUCCUGGAUUCAUCACCCAGAUAGUUACUGUAUUGUCCGCGUGGGAAUACAAAUCUUAUUUUACUCUGGAGUUCUCUCAGUUGGGCUUUGUUGGAAAACUUUUUCGCACUAUCGACCUUCCUCGCUUUGUCCAUUUUCUUCUCCUCUUCUACCAACAAAUGCCCUCUGACCACCUCUAUUCUCAUUUUCUUGACCUCAUACAAAAAAGUCCAAUCCAGUUCUCCCCCUCCCUCUUCCAACACAUGGGCAAUUACUCCUCCUUUGAGGGAGAACUAAAAAAUUUUGAAGGCAAAGACCGUAAGGAAAAUGGCACGGGCUUUCCCAACAACCCUGAUGCUUCCCUCUUCACUGACCUGAAGGUUACCAACGACUCUGUUCUCAAGAAUGCCUACAGCCUGGAUGAGAAUUUCUUUUACACCAAGGAGGCUAAGGCGGGUAACCAUAUCACUGUGAUUUUGGACACACCUGCAAAAGUGAUUCACGUUCAAGUGUUGACUGGCUCUUACCUAAAAGGGGAGAAUUGGUUGAAAGAGGGGCAAGUAGAGCUGGGCUAUGAUGUCACCAAUAGACAAUAUGACUGUGAUGACUACGUCUUAUUGGGAUUCCUGGUAAAGGGCAUCUUGAAUAAGCAAGUAUUAUCUGAAGAGUCUGGGAAGAAAGUGAAAUGUGUGAGACUACUUGUGACGGCCACGGCUCCGUCUGUGAUUAUAGUGAGGCAUAUCAACCUCUGGAUUAAGUGA
Elephantulus edwardii (Cape elephant shrew) is the source of this 1278-nucleotide messenger RNA. RefSeq names its product alpha-1,3-mannosyl-glycoprotein 4-beta-N-acetylglucosaminyltransferase C-like. Gene Ontology annotation, molecular function: acetylglucosaminyltransferase activity. The record is from RefSeq and is a predicted model, not a curated record. Gene Ontology annotation, biological process: protein N-linked glycosylation. NCBI's taxonomy places the organism in Eukaryota, Metazoa, Chordata, Mammalia, Macroscelidea, Macroscelididae. The transcript is spliced from 2 exons. Bases 1 to 1278 code for a protein of 425 amino acids.